AUGCUCCAUGUGUUUAACCCGCUUCGCAAAUCUGGCAGUGACACCUGCCUUUCACCUGAUAACCCUCAACAUUGGAAACGUGUAGCAAUCCGAAGACCCCCUCCUGCUGACAUCCCUGACUCAUCCUCCCAAAAAGGUCCCGCUUUACCCGUCCCGGAAGUGCGGGUGGAACGUUCCUUUAGUGCCGGUAACUUGGUUUGUGAUAGUGAUGAAGAGGAAGGGGCGGAUGGAAGAACUCUGGGGGUGCCCGGAUCCAUGUGGAGGACACGGAGUGAAUCUCAUUUAGACACGGGAGGCAGGGCAGAGCCUCUGGGGGAAAAGAACAAGUCUAGCAGUGGAUGGAGCCUACCGUCACCGAAGACCUUGAGGAAGAAGAGAAAGGCAGCAAAAGUUACAGCAGCAAAACAAAAUCUUCUUUCGUUUUUUAUGGGAUCCUUUAAGUCGCUGGCCUCAAGUGUGGAGACAGAUAUAGGAUCCGUCUGUGAAACUGACAGAGCGCCAAGGCACAAAAAGAAGGAACAGAAGCACAAAAGAAGCCAUUUGUCUCUGUUCCGACUGUGGCCAUCUCAUUCAUCUCAUAUUACACGGCCCAGCGUAGAAGACGUCCAGAGCUGGGGGCAGUCCCUUGACAUCCUGCUUGCUCAUCCAUAUGGGCGAGCUCUCUUUCGGGUAUUCCUGCAGUCAGAGUUCAGCGAUGAAAACCUGGAUUUUUGGUUGGCCUGUGAAGAGUACCGGGAUACGCACCCCCAUUUUAUCCUCAACAGCCGAGCGCGCGCAAAAUCUAUCAACACUACAUCGCGUUUCAGGCCCCAAAAGAGGUCAAUCUGGAUGCCAGCACGAGGGAGCUAACUGAACACAACCUACUAGUCCCCACACGCUCAACAUUUGACGAAGCUCAACGCAGAAUUUACGGCCUGAUGGAACGCGAUUCCUACCCACGAUUUCUUCGUUGCGAUCUCUACCAGAGUAUGCUCCAUCCACCCAAUGGAGCCUGCUGA
Staurois parvus is the source of this 998-nucleotide messenger RNA. Lineage: Eukaryota; Metazoa; Chordata; Amphibia; Anura; Ranidae. The record is from the annotation of a GenBank genome assembly.